AUAAUCACGAAACAAUUCGUUCAGUUCAACUUUUGCCAUUUUCUAGUGGUGAUCAGAGCAGCUGCAGCCUGCAGAGUUGAAGCUCAUGGGUUCCGGGGCAGCGCCUGAAGCCUCCUCAAUAAAAUGGAAAUACGACAUAUUCUUGAGCUUCAGAGGUGAAGACACGCGCAAUGGCUUCACGUCCCACCUUCACAAGGCAUUAGAAAGCAGGGGAUACGAUGUUUUUAUGGACGAGGACGAUCUACAAGUAGGGCAAGUUAUAAAACCAGAACUGUUGCAGGCAAUCGGAAAGUCCAAGAUCUCUGUAAUUGUCUUCUCAAAGAGGUAUGCAGAUUCCAGUUGGUGUCUUAAUGAGCUGGUGAAGAUCAUGGAGUGUGGAAGAACACUGAAUCAAAUCGUUUUGCCAAUAUUCUACAAUGUGGAUCCUUCAGACUUCAGGCAUCAGAAGGGUACUUUGGAAUCUGAUUUUCAGAAACAUACCAUCCGACAUAAAGAUGAGGUGGUAAAGGAGUGGAAAGAUGCUCUUACUGAAGCUGCGGAUUUGUGUGCCGGGGUUCUCAAAGACAGGAAUGAAGCAAAGUUUAUCGAGGAAUUUAUUCAGAGUAAUAUUGUCGGACGGCUUUCCAAAACUCCCCUACCAGUAGCCGCUUGCCCGGUUGGAGUCGACUCUCGUGUACAUGAUAUGAUCAGUUAUCUAGGUGGUAGAUCACAAGAUGUUGUCAUGAUUGGAAUUUGGGGGAUGGGCGGACUGGGCAAAACAACAGCUGCGAAGGCCAUUUAUAAUCGAAUUAAGGAUAAAUUCGAUGCUCAUGGUUUCCUUGGAGACAUUAGGGACACUGCAAAUAGACAUGAUCUUGUUUAUUUGCAAAAACAACUUCUUGCUAAAAUCUACAAGAAACCGACCAUUGACAUAAGUUGUCCUGAUGAAGGGAUGGGUAUGAUAAAAGAAAAACUUGGACGUAAAAGGGUACUUGUAAUUAUCGACGAUGUAGAUAAACAGGAGCAACUCGAAGCGAUAGUUGGAAAUCGUGAUUGGUUUGGCUCUGGAAGUAGAAUUAUAAUAACUACUAGAGAUAAACAUUUUCUAGACGUACUUCAUGUGAAUAAAACUUUCACGGUUCCAGAAAUGAAUCCAGAUGAAGGUCUUGAGCUCUUUUGUCGGCACGCCUUUCAAAAAGGUUGUCCUAAUAAACGAUAUCUUGAACUCUCGAAAAAGGUAGUUUCUUAUAGUGGAGGUUUGCCGCUGGCACUCAAAGUUUUAGGCUCUUUCUUGGUUGGAAGAACCAUGGAAGAGUGGGAAAGCCAAUUGGAGGAAUUGGAAGGAAUCCCUCCAAAAGAUAUUCUAAAACAACUGAGAAUAAGCUAUGACGGUCUAGAUCAUAUCGAGAAGUGUAUAUUCCUUGAUAUAUCUUGUUUCUUCAUUGGAAUGAACAAAGACCAUGUCAAAAAAAUAUUAGAUGGAUGUGGCUAUAAAGCAGAAAUAAAAAUCAGUGUCCUCCUUCAGCGGUGCCUUGUAACUGUUAAUGAAGAGAACCAGCUAACGAUGCAUGAUCUACUUCGAGAAAUGGGCAGAGCAAUCUGUCAAGAAGACCGGAGUAGAUUGUGGCUCAGCCCUGACGAUUUGACAGAUGUAUUGGAAGACAAAUCUGGAACUGAAAAAGUUGAAGGACUUGCUCUAAUUCUGCAAAGCUCGGAAAAUUCUAGUUUCGGUAUAGAUGUAUUGAGCUAUGUAUCUGGAACUGAAGAAAUUGAAGGAGUUGCUCAACAUUUGGAUCCAUAUUUGCGUCGAGGUGGGGCUCGACAUUAUAUGGAUCGAGAUUUUGGUCCUCCCAAAAAGUUAAUAUGGUUGCGCUGGAAAUAUUUUCCUUUAGAGUCCAUACCAGAUGACUUUCCUAUGCAACCAAAACUAGUUGCUUUAGACCUGAAGUAUAGCGACCUCAAAAUAGUUUGGAAGAAUUGCAAGUUGCAUCAGAAUUUGAAAAUCCUUAAUCUCAGUUAUUCCUAUGAGCUAACAAAAUCACCAGACUUUUCAAAACUCCCAAAUCUCGAGGAAUUGAUAUUGGAAGACUGUGAGAGUUUGUCUGAGGUUCACUCUUCCAUCGGGGAUCUUGGAAGACUUUCUUUGGUAAAUCUUGAAGGCUGCUACAGUCUAGAGGAUCUCCCACUGAAUUUCUAUAAAUCCAAGUCUAUUGAAACUCUUCUACUUACUGGUUCAAGUUUUGAAAAGUUGGCUGAGGGCUUAGGGGACAUGGUAUCAUUGACAACUCUGAAAGCAGAUCACACAGCCAUAAGACAAAUACCAUCUUCCAUAUUAAAAUUGAAGAAACUGAAAGCUUUAUCUUUAUGUUCUGUGAAAGGGUCGCCAUCAACAAAUCGUUUGCCUCCUUCGUUGCAAAGUUUAAGCUCUUUAAGAGAAUUAGCUCUUGCAGACUGGAGUUUAACUGAUGAUGCAUCCCCCAAGGAUCUCGGAAGCCUAAUUUCCUUAGAAAAUUUAGAUCUUGCAGGAAAUGAUUUUUGCGGCCUACCAAGCCUCGGUCGUCUUUCAAAGCUCAAGGUCUUGUGUUUAAAUGCAUGCAGAAAACUUCUUGCAAUCCCAGAUUUACCAACCAAUUUGUAUGUUCUGAAAGCAAAUGACUGCCCAGAAUUGGAAACAAUUCCAGAUUUUUCAAAAAUGUCCAAUAUGAGAGAAUUGUAUCUACGUGAUUCGGGCAAACUCACUGAGGUUCCAGGCUUGGAUAAGUCAUUAAACUCCAUGACAAGGAUUCAUAUGGAAAAGUGCACUAAUCUCACUGCCGAUUUUAGGAAGAACAUCCUACAGGGAUGGACUUCUUGCGGAUAUGGUGGCAUUUUUCUUAGUGGAAAUGAUAUUCCUGAUUGGUUCCACUGUGUCCAUGAUGAUGAUAUUGUGUAUUUCACUGUGCCUCAAAGUGUUGGUCGUAUUUUGAAAGGGUUAACUUUGUCCUUCGGUUUCUCUUCCUCUUCAAAAGAGUACGGUCUUGGUUUUCACAUUAGCAUUAAAAACAUGACCAAGGGUACUGAGAUUGAAGCCAGGAUCAUACCCGAUUGUCCAACUGAGGGUUAUUAUCUUUGGCAGGGACAGUUAUCAAAUGACAAGCUCGAAUUGCAAGACGGUGAUAAUGUCUUGAUUGAAAUAAUAGUGGAGGCGAAGGUAAAGGUGAAGAAAACAGGUGUUAGUCUGGUAUGGGACAAAUUUAUGAACGAAAAUAUGAUUGAUUACCAUCUUUGUGCGUAUCAACGACGCCCAUAUCUGGUCAAUGAUGAUGUCAUCAUUCAUUACGAUUCUGUUAAUUACAAAAGCAAAUCACUGGACUUUUCAAAAUUCCCAAAUCUCAAGAAGUUGACAUUGAAAGGUUGUAAGAAGUUGAUUAAGGUUCACUCAUACAUCGGGGAUCUUGGAAUACUUUCUUUGGUAAAUCUUGAAGGCUGCCGAAUGCUAAAGGAUCUCCCACUGAAUUUCUAUAAAUCCAAGUCUAUUGAAACUCUUAUACUGAAUGGUUGUUCAAGAUUUGGGAACUUGGCUGAUGGCUUAGGGAACAUGGCAUCAUUGACAAUUUUGGAAGCAGAUAAGACAGGCAUCAGACAAAUUCCAUCUUCCAUAGUAAAAUUGAAGAAGUUGAGAAUUUUAUCUCUAUGUGGCUGCUGGCGGUUAACUGAGGAUGCAAUCCCUAAGGAUCUAUGUAGCCUAACUUCCUUAGAACAUCUGCUUCUUGGAGACAAUUACUUUGGUGGACUGCCAAGCCUCGCUGGUCUUUCCAAGCUCAAGGUCUUGUGUGUAAAUGCAUGCAAAAACCUUCGUGCAAUACCAGAUUUACCAACGAAUUUGUAUGUUCUGGAAGCAAUUUACUGUCCAGAAUUGGAAACAAUUCCCGAUUUUUCAAACAUGUCGAAUAUGAGAGAAUUGUAUCUGUCCCCCCUUCUCCUCCCCCCCCAAUGUAUUGCUUCUGGUGUGCAGAGAUGGACUUCUUGCGGAUUUGGUGGAAUUUAUUUGAAUGGAAUUUAUGAUAUUCCUGAGUGGUUCAAAUUCGUCAAUCAUGUGGACAAUAUCGUCUUCUUUGAAGUUCCUCAAAGAAUCAUGGGUAGUGAUUUAAAAGGGUUGACUAUAUGCUUCGUUUACUCUUCAUUCAGGCGAAAAUUCUUAACAAUGCCUUAUUGGAGUUAUGGGAAAUGUAAAGAUUUUCAAAAUGGUCUUAUUGGCAUUAUCGUUAGAAAUCUUACCAAACAAACUGCUUUGCACACCAAGAUAGCAAUUGCCUCCUUAAAAACUUGGCAUAGACCUAAAGACCAUUAUCUUUGGCAGGGACAAUUGUUAAACGAUGUUCUCUGUUUGCAAGGCGGGGACCAAGUCUCCAUUCUUGUAAGGCCUGAUGAUGUUGAUUUUGUGAGAGUGAAGAAGACAGGGGUUCAUCUAGAAUGGGACAAAGUCAUGAAGGAAAAUAUAGAUAAUCCGGAUCCUCAUUUGUAUGAUUUGGAAACAAAAUCGGGAUUUUUCAGGGGGAGUUGAUGACGCAUUUUUCAGGGGCUUAUAUGCAUGAACAACUAGCAGUGGAACCAUAUCUGGAUUUUUUGGGGAGCAGGAUAGAGCCAUGAUGCAUUUGUUCGCACUAAUGAAUCGAGUGUUGUGGAUGAACAAUUAGCAGUGAAGGGGUGUUUCGGGCAUCUAAAAAGUUUUUUAUUUAAUAUUUUCUUCAAUUGUUUUUCCCACCCACGUUAAUUGUGAAUGGUUGCCACAGAAUUUAGUUG
Molecule: messenger RNA, 4761 nt
Organism: Prunus mume (Japanese apricot)
Lineage: Eukaryota; Viridiplantae; Streptophyta; Magnoliopsida; Rosales; Rosaceae
Source: RefSeq, a predicted model, not a curated record